AUGAAACACCCAGACGAGUUUCUCAAUGUGCAUUUUCGUCCUGAAUUUUUAAAAAAUUAUGAACACACAAUAAAUUUCGAGCAAAAAGCUGAACAAGUCAUACGGCAAAUUAAAUCUGCACUCUUUCGGCAAGCCAUUUACAAGAUACAAAACGUCGAAGUUGUGGCUAUGCAUGAAUGCAAAGAAGACCGAGUAUUGGAAAAAAUAAAAAGAGUUACAGGGUAUGAAAAUUUUAAAAUGUCUACUAGUAAAAUUUUAUGCGAUGAAAUAUGGACUAUAAAAAGAUGCAAGAAAGAAAUUUCGUAUUGGGUACGUUGUUAUGAGCAAGACAAAAAUGGGUACUCCCUGUCAGUUAUACCAACAAGUAUUAUAAGUAUUUUUUAUUUUUUUAAAUAUUAUUACUUUUAA
Molecule: messenger RNA, 408 nt
Organism: Plasmodium malariae
Lineage: Eukaryota; Apicomplexa; Aconoidasida; Haemosporida; Plasmodiidae
Product: conserved Plasmodium protein, unknown function
Exons: 2
Coding region: 1-408 (135 amino acids)
Source: RefSeq, a predicted model, not a curated record